GGAAACCUGUAAAACAUCAGGACCACAUGCUGUCAACCUGUGGACACUGGAGGACCAUAUAGGACCAAGGACAGUGUCCAACCUGACGCCCUCAAAGCUCCAUGCAAACAUGCAUUUCUAUAUUAUUGGACUUUAUCUAAGACAGGGUUUUGUAAAAGGUCUGAGAGGAGAAUUAAUUUGUGGUUGACCCCUGGGCAGGUCACAUGUCUCUCAAACAUGACAGGAGACAGUGAGUCAAAAUGUAGUUUUAUUAUUCGAGCUUAUGUCUUAGUCACAUGAUGGAUAUUCCUCAUAAAGUUGUAUUUAGUUGCUGUUUCUGCAGCGGAGGACUGUUGAUCUGGACCUGAUGGAACUCUGAGAUGGCCCAACGGUGCACCUACAGCAGCGUCCAGAUCCCGGACCCUUACCGGCCCGGCGUCUGGACCACCUGCAUCAGGAUCACCAGUCCAACCUCCCUGAUCGGCUCCUCAUCCGGGCCCCCACCUGACUACGACCCUGGCAGCAGGGUUACAGUCACUCCAACCAGGAGCACGGCGGGUCGUCGCUUCACCUGGCGGGCUUUCCUCAUCCAGGACCCCAACCGGCCCGGCGGCCCCCGGAUCAUCCUCCGUAGGACCCCAGCCUCAAAACCCAAGACUGGCUCCUCAACUCUCUGUGACCCUGGGUCUUCUGCUACGUCUCCUCCUUCCUCUUCUCACUCCUCUUGUAUCUUCUCCUCUCCCUCUUCUUCAAGCUCCUCCUCUAGCUCCUCUUCUAGCUCUUCCUCUAAAUCCUCUUCUAGUUCUUCCUCUUCUAGCUCCUCCUCUAGCUCCUCCUUCAGCUCCUCUUCUAGUUCCUCUUCUUCAAGCUCCUCCUCUAGCUCCUCCUUCAGCUCCUCUUCUAGUUCCUCUUCUUCAAGCUCCUCCUCUAGCUCCUCCUUCAGCUCCUCUUCUAGUUCCUCUUCUUCAAGCUCAUCCUCUUCCUCUUCCCGUAGCAUCCCCCCAACUUCCCCCCAAAGACGACACAAGAGAAGCUCCUCUGAUCCACCUCAGGGACCAAGUGAGUCUUCAAGGCUUAGUCCCCCUAAACCACCUCAGGGACCAGGUGAGUGUUUCAAGGUAAGUCCCAGUGAGCGUCGGGGGCAACCUGAGUGGAGAAACCAGUUAAACAGCUGGUGGUGCAACAGGGGCACUGAACCUCAAGGUAAGGUAAAGCACCAGGACCAAGGUGGGCCUUCAAAGGUAAGUCCACCUAAAUCACCUCAGGGACCUGGUGGACCUGUAAAGGUAAGUCCCAGUGAUGGUCGGCCGUUGUGGGACCUUCCUGAGCCGGAGUGGGCGAGGGACAUGAGGCUCUAUCUGGAGUGGAGGAACCAGUUCGACAGCUGGUGGUGCAACAGGGGCACUGAACCUCCAGUUGUUUUAGAUUUCAGGACGUUGCUGUGGUGAGAAAGGUCUCCUUGUCGCUGCACUGAGACUCAGCAGGGUGUCUGCACACAGAGAGUGGGCUGGGGGGGAUAGCGUGAACCUCCAACGUGUUUCGACCCCCCAGUGAAGCUCCUCUGUGCAGAGAACUAAUAGGAUGGCCACACCAUGUCAGGAGGGUCCACAUGUCUGUCGCUGCCCACCCCAGUCUGACAAGAGUCCUCAGUGACAAGGAGAGGAGACAAGAGGAGAGGAGGUGGAGGGUGAGUAUGAACCCUUAUAUAGAAAAGGGAGAGGAGAGGAGGUGGAGGGCUAAUGUGAACCUCCUCUUUAAAUAG
Anoplopoma fimbria (sablefish) is the source of this 1741-nucleotide messenger RNA. RefSeq lists its product as uncharacterized. The coding region runs from base 360 to 1427 and encodes 355 amino acids. The record is from RefSeq and is a predicted model, not a curated record. NCBI's taxonomy places the organism in Eukaryota, Metazoa, Chordata, Actinopteri, Perciformes, Anoplopomatidae. The transcript has 6 exons.